UUUUAAAUUUUGUUUCAUCAAAUUUUUUUACUCUUUAGUAUUUCCUCCGCCUCCGACAACCUUUGUGACUCUUCUCGGAAAAAUAAAGAGAAACAGAUUCUUUCAUGAUUGACUUCCUUUUCCUUCCUCCCAAAAAUUUAUAUCUGAAAGAGAAAAAGCAAAAAUCAAUAAUGGAAAAAAUGGGAAAUAGCAAAGUUGGAUGAGAAGAAGGGACAGAUGAGACCCAAUCAACAACUGCCUGUAUUGGCGGGUGGCUCCUCGUCAUCAACCAAUAGGAGCCGUCCACGUAGGCGAGGCGACCUAACCCUACCGCUUCCUCAACGGGACCCUUCUCUUGCCGUCCCUCUUCCGCUUCCUCCGACAACCAACUCUGCUCCAUCAGCCUCCUCAAACGUUAACGCAGCGGCUCACCAAGUCAACUUCUCGGAACUCGAUCGGGUCAACCGAAUAGGAAGCGGCACCGGAGGCACCGUAUACAAAGUCGUGCUCCGUCCUUUAUCACUACCUUAUGCCCUCAAAGUCAUCUAUGGAAACCACGAUGAGUCCGUUCGCCGUCAGAUCCGCAGGGAGAUCGAGAUCCUCCGUGACGUUGACCACCCUAACGUCGUCAAAUGCCACGAAAUGUACGAUCACAACGGCGAAAUCCAGGUCCUUUUGGAAUUCAUGGACGGCGGAUCCUUAGAAGGGACUCACAUAUCUCAAGAGUCUAACUUAUCAGAUCUAGCCCGACAAAUCCUCAGCGGUCUAACCUACCUUCACGGGCGACACAUCGUUCACCGCGACAUAAAGCCCUCGAAUCUGUUAAUCAAUUCGAAGAAGAAGGUGAAAAUAGCUGAUUUCGGGGUGAGCCGAAUCUUGGAUCAAACCAUGGACCCAUGUAAUUCAUCGGUGGGGACCAUAGCUUACAUGAGUCCUGAAAGGAUUAACACUGAUUUGAACCAUGGGCUCUACGAUGGUUACGCUGGGGAUAUUUGGAGUUUAGGGGUUAGCAUUUUGGAAUUUUACUUAGGGAGGUUUCCUUUUGCGGUUGGGAGACAAGGGGAUUGGGCCAGUCUUAUGUGUGCGAUUUGUAUGUCUCAGCCACCGGAGGCGCCGCCCAGUGCUUCCUAUGAGUUUAGGCAUUUUAUAUCGUGUUGUUUGCAGAGGGAUCCGGCGAGGAGAUGGACGGCGGCUCAGUUGUUGCAGCAUCCUUUUAUAGUCAGAGGACAGAAUCAGAUUACUACUAAGAAUCUGCAUCAGUUAUUGCCAAAUCCACCUCCUCUUUCUUCGUAGUAGUGUUUUUUUGCUUCUUUUCCUUUUUUUUUUUAAUUCUACUGUAAGUUUUGAUAUAAUGAGGGGUUUGGGGAAUUGGGGGGCAAUGUUUUUUCUUUCAUGUUUCGGUUAAAAGAAAAUCUUUAAAAUAUUAGAAAGUAAAAGAAAAAAAACUAUCUUUGACUGGCCUUCCGUAGUUUUGUUUAUUGUUUAUUGUGUACUAUGCUUUUCAUCAGCUUGCUUAGAGGCUCUUAUAAUUCUAUUAUUAUUUGAAAGAGUUGCAAUGCAAUUUACGGGGUUUAGUUAAAAUAUUUGGAAAUGCUUGAUGAUGUGUAGAUCGAUCUCUAGAGAAGUUUUAGAUUUAGCCUUGGUAAAGAAUGGUAAUAAACAAAAAAGGGAAUAGAUGCCUUGUCUUUGUCAAUUAUCUAUCCUGGAGAUUGGAGUAGAGUGGUAAAUAUAAUAGGGGAAGUUCCAUGUCUAGGUUUGGAUGCUUAUUAUUCUUUGGAAUUCUUGUGUCGUUGUCUGGAUACUCUUUUUUUCUGUUGCAAAAAUUGUGCAUCAGUGGCCCCUCCUUUAUUGUGAAGACAUGCUUAUUAUAUGUCUUAUAAUAGAUGUGUAGGCAAAUGGGAAACUAGGGUUAAUUGGGUGGAAUAUCAGGUUUUUCUUGUUGAUGAUUUUUAAGCUUGCUUCACUUCUGGAAAGAUAUGCCUGUACAUUUUGUUCCCCUUUAGAUUGUCUAUUUUCCAAUUCCUCCAUUGGCUUUUUUUAGCUUUUAUUACUUUAAACGGAUGGUAUAAUCAGUCAUUUUGUGAUGCUUUUUAGGUUGGGAUAGUUCUUACACUUGCUUAUAUUUUCUUUGUCAAUUCAUACACGACAAGCAUGAGAUUAUAAUGUCUAAAAUGCAUUGUGUGACUGAAUCUGAGGUAGAGCAAUGCCACAAAUAACAUUUUUCUGCGUGUUUAAUUGAGGUUAUUAUUGUUUGCUCGGACUUUUGAGAAUGUUAAUGAUUUUAUCUUUUUUGUUUUCUUUUGUUUUUUUCCCUAACAUGCUUACAUUCUGGAAAGUAUGUUCUGAUGUGGUGGUUUGCUUUGGUGUCUGGUUUUGUUGACUUUUUGCUGUUCCAAAAUUUGGACAGUCUGCCUCAACCUCUCUGUCUGAAUUCUCCCGCUUAAUGUCCAACAAUAAUUUUUCGUUCAUGCCAUCGCCAGAGAAGAAAACCUCUGAUAAAUGGCCUUGCAAUAGGAGUGCCUGCCUGCUUGGCUCCCUCUUGCUGGGCAACAAUGAGUUGACGUUGCCCUUUCUAGGAGAUUGAUUGGGAAUUGAUUUUUGGUUAAGUAACUGGAUAAAUAUUUUACUGUUUUACUCUUAUCUAGUCAUCAUAAGUUAUAUUUAUAACUUGGUAGAUUGUAGCAGAUAGAUUUGUUCAUGAUAAAAAUUCAUGUUAACUCCUUAAGCAUCUUUUCCUCUUCUUGAAGUGCUUAAGGUUGUUGAUUUAGCAAAAUAAAGUUAAUGCGAGAAUCGAGCAAUGUCAAUAAUUGUAAUAUUAUCACAUGAAACUUGGGAGUAUAAGAUGUAAGAAAUUUUAUCGGAGUUUCAUUUUUGUGUUCCAAAGCAGUAGGUGGAGAUUAACCUUCACUUGAAGGGCCAAGGAGUUGGGACCUGUUGACCCUAAGGUCACAAAUUGGCGAUCUGGGUCGGCCGAAUACGGCCCAGUGUUGAGCACUAUGUCAGCAGUGUCGGUCCAGUUUGCUUCUUGUGCUUGACACGGUCAUUUCAGUCUGCUUACGUCUUAUGAUAUGAUUUUUUCUUGACACAGUCCAAAUAAUAUUUUAGGGAUAAGCUCGGUAUAGCUUGUGGUCCGAAUACA
Durio zibethinus is the source of this 3118-nucleotide messenger RNA. RefSeq names its product mitogen-activated protein kinase kinase 5-like. Gene Ontology annotation, molecular function: protein serine/threonine kinase activity; ATP binding. NCBI's taxonomy places the organism in Eukaryota, Viridiplantae, Streptophyta, Magnoliopsida, Malvales, Malvaceae. Gene Ontology annotation, cellular component: cytoplasm. Gene Ontology annotation, biological process: protein phosphorylation. The record is from RefSeq and is a predicted model, not a curated record.